This is a messenger RNA of Micropterus dolomieu (smallmouth bass), 617 nucleotides long. RefSeq names its product cell wall integrity and stress response component 4-like. NCBI's taxonomy places the organism in Eukaryota, Metazoa, Chordata, Actinopteri, Centrarchiformes, Centrarchidae. Bases 12 to 617 code for a protein of 201 amino acids. The transcript has 4 exons. The record is from RefSeq and is a predicted model, not a curated record.
GCACUGCCACCAUGUCGUCCAGCACCACCACCAGCACUGCCACCAGCACUGCCACCAGCACUGCCACCAGCACUGCCACCAUGUCGUCCAGCACCACCACCAGCACCGCCACCACGUCGUCCAGCACCGCAACCGCGUUGUCCAGCACUGCCACGUCCAGCUCUUUGGGGUCCAAAGGUGAUGGCAGUUGGACCGAUGAUGCUCUGCUGGCUGAAGCUCUCGCCACUUUUGAAAGGCAAGGGGACACUGACCCGACCCCUCCCGGAAAAGAGGCUGAACCAGAGCCUCCACACCAGCCACAGACAGACUCCAUUCCACAGCCACCUCACCUGGUGGUCAACAUGGGAGGACCUCUGAUGUUACUGGCGCAGCGCUGCUGCCAAGCAAAGCCCCUGUGGCCCCGGCAGCAGUGGCUGCUUAACCGGAGGCUCCCCAAAGCAGAUGUCAGGUGGCUGAAAGAGGAUGCUGAAAGAGGGCUCUUCCAGAAGGAAAUGUCUUAUGAGGACAAGCACGGAAACAUCAGGAAGAGGAAAGUCCUCAAGGGUGACAGGAUGUGGUUUGAUCCACAUCAGCAGACUCCUUCUUUCGCAGCCGUGUGUUUUUCUGGAGGCCAGUAG